AUGGCUUCCCCCACCCGUCCUCGUGUUACUAUGGAAGAGAAGAUUGCUUCCAUCUGCUCCCACAUCAAGAGCUUCAAUUUAACUCCGAAGAGUUUCUUGACCGCAUUUCUAUCUCACAGCGUGAUGAAUGCGGCUUUCCGUCGACGAUUUUGGGGAACUGUGGGAUGGCCGGGAACCGAACGGCUGCUUCACUCGGUGAAAAACCUAGUAUGUGCACACUUAGAAGGCCAAGGGCACUGGGAGGACUUCAUAUUAGACCAGGCGAUUGCAAUUGCGCGUUCAGAGAGACCUCGAAGCGGUCGUUAUCCAGAGGGAGCAUAUGUCAACUCGGCCAGCUUAUCCGUUGACUUCUUCACCGAGCGCGAACGUUUGGCUCGGAAUCGGGCCUUGACAAAUCAGAUGCCCUUCAUGUAUAAGCUGAUGUUUGCAAAGCUGCAGGCAGGUGAUGAUUUAGGUGAUGAGGAAGAAGAAGAGGGUUUCGAUCUAGCCGAUGAUGAGGAAUUAGAAGGAUCGACUCAAGGCAAUGUUUUUGGUCCAGAAGGGACAAAUGUUGGGUCAACACAAUUGGCUACAGAUGGCGUGCCGACCGAGUUGCUGAACCGAGAUGAGAAUAAUCCUCUGGGCCCUCUGGAUUCCGACGGGGCAACUCCUCCGCCUAAAGAUGACUUCAAUCUAACUGAGGAUGACAUCAAUGAAUUUGAAGGCGGGUUUCUCUGCAGGAGUCCUGAUCGACAAGUGCGCAGAAGGGUUCGGGUAGAAACAAUGGCCAGGACGAUCUGUGCUAUGCUCGCUUUUGGUACAAACCGCCGUCAUAAUGGAUUCCAACUGAGCAAUUCAUUGAUUUUCAUGGCUUCUGGUGUCACCGAGCGGGUCAACUCGUACCUUAACUACAUAGGAUUGUGCUCUUCAAGGAAGACGGCUCAUGUUGCGCUCAAGUCCCUUGGCCAAGAGGCCGAAAAGAAUCUCAUUGUCCGCUUCUCACUUGAAAAGGCCCCAUUGGUUCCACCAAUCAUCUGCUAUGACAACUUGGACUUCCAACAGAAAGUCCACAUGAAAUCUGUUGGCCAUUCAAGUGUUAUGUUUCAUGGGACUUGGGGGUAUAUACACUCUAUUCCACCAAGUGUCCGGAAAUCUCUGGAUCCAACCCAACUCACAACUGAGGCCCUCAAGCAGGCACUUCACAAUGCAUCAAAGCUGAAAAUACAACCCAGGAUGUUUGCACCAAGCCUUCAGAGCACCAACCACUUCGAAGCAACCGUAAAAUCGCAAAUAACACAAGUGAUCCUCCGGUAUAUUGCCACUCCAUUCGAUCGUGAGGUUGAACUGGCCAAAGACCCACCGGCAGUGCAACCUCUUGCACCGGAACUGCCAAACAUUUCAAUGUUAAAAUUAAUGAUUGCGUCAGAUAAUUCUGCAACUGGGGUUGGAGAGGUUUUCACAGGGGUUAUUCAGCAGUCAGGUUUGACACCAGAAGAGUUCCAUAGUCGACUGCAACUGGUUGAAGGCGACCUUGGCUCGUGUAACAUAUUUGACUCGCUGAGGGCUCAACGGACACCUGUGCGCCGGCACGCAUCUGCCCUGGAUAACAUCCUCCCAAUCCCCGGGGCUGCUCAUACCCUCUGGAAUCUGGCGCAGUCGAUAUUCCUAGCUCAUUGGGGGGAUGAGACACACUCGCGAGACACUGGCGCCUGGCGUACACUUCAUGCUUUAGGAAUCCCAGCAGACAAGCCGGUAACUAAAAAGGACUUCAACCUGAUGUUGUCCCAUAUCCAAAAAAUUCAUGAGGUUACUCUAAUAUAUUGUGUCUUGGUCAUCUUAGGAAAAGAGCAUGAGCCAUUAGGACCGGAGCUCAUGAAGAUGUCUUCCAAAUCAAUCAGUGAAUUAGUCCAGCAGACCUAUGAUCGGUUCUGCUCAGGUGGGGCCCAGAAGUCCGAACUCGCCUUAAAGUACAAGACGCAUGCGAAUAUGAUCCUCCGAAUCAGGGACUUCGCAACAAUUAUUGAAGCCAUCCGCGCGAUGAGGGCAGGUGACCCAGGCCGUCUCAUGUAUAUGUGGGCCAGAUGGGCUGUCAUGAGCCAGGCAAUUGGAAAGUUGCCCCACUACUCAAAACAUGUUCCAAGGCUGAUACUCCUCAUGAACGAGGUGUUGCCACCAUCACUAGCAAGUAUUAUUAAAAGCACCCUGCUGAUUUGCCCUACCGGGAAAAACAAGCGAUUUGUUGCAACAGAUUUCUACCUUGAAAUCCAGAAUUAUUGGUUGAAGUAUUUUUUCAAUCAUUCAGGAAUUGGGACCGAGAUAGACCGGUUGAAGGAUGUCUUUUCAAUAAAUAUCCCAACGGUGUGUCUUCCUUUGAAAUUCCACAUUAUUGCUCAUUACUAA
This is a messenger RNA of Puccinia graminis f. sp. tritici CRL 75-36-700-3, 2379 nucleotides long. RefSeq lists its product as uncharacterized. The coding region runs from base 1 to 2379 and encodes 792 amino acids. The record is from RefSeq and is a predicted model, not a curated record. The transcript is spliced from 4 exons. NCBI's taxonomy places the organism in Eukaryota, Fungi, Basidiomycota, Pucciniomycetes, Pucciniales, Pucciniaceae.